Messenger RNA from Syngnathus typhle (broad-nosed pipefish), 1297 nucleotides. RefSeq names its product inhibin subunit beta Ab (gene inhbab). Gene Ontology annotation, biological process: SMAD protein signal transduction; BMP signaling pathway. The transcript has 2 exons. Gene Ontology annotation, cellular component: extracellular region. NCBI's taxonomy places the organism in Eukaryota, Metazoa, Chordata, Actinopteri, Syngnathiformes, Syngnathidae. The record is from RefSeq and is a predicted model, not a curated record. Gene Ontology annotation, molecular function: cytokine activity; growth factor activity. Bases 134 to 1297 code for a protein of 387 amino acids.
UAUAAUUAGUGUACAUGAGGGCAGCAGCUCACCAGAAGACCUGAGGCCGAGGUGAGUUGCUCUAGGCAGGCAGAACGAUAGCUCAAUGGGAGCAGACGCGCAUCGACUGACUUAGUUGCCUGGCGGGAGGGAGAUGGCCAUGACUUCCGCUUCGCUGCCCGCAGCACUUUUGGCUCUGAGCCUCCUUGUCCACUUGGGUCCGUCACACUCGCUGGUCCCGCAGUCGGAAAUUCCAGCGGGCUUCCAGCAGGAGGCCGAGUCCUCCAAGUGCACCUCUUGCACCGUGGGCCAGGUGAGGAAGAACUCCAGCGACAUGGUGGAUGCGGUCAAGCGUCACAUCCUCAACAUGCUCCACCUGAGCGCACGACCCAACCUGACGCAAGCGCUGCCCCGCGCCGCGCUUCUCAAUGCCAUCAAGAAACUGCACGUGGGCCGCGUGGCCAACGACGGCAGCGUGGACAUCCAAGAGGACAGCGCCGACCCCGAGGCGCCCGGCGCCGCUGCCGCCCAGGUCAUCGCCUUUGCAGAACCUGGAGAGACCGGCAACACUCUGACCUUCGAGCUCCCCAAGGAAGGCGGCAAGGCAGCGCUGGUGGAGCGGGCCGAACUGUGGCUCUUCCUCAAGUUGUCCCGGGGCACUCGGGCCAAAGGCAAGGUGAAACUGCAGCUCCACCAGGCCGACCAGGACGUGCCCGUCGCCGAGAAGAUGGCGGACACACGCCGCAGUGGCUGGCACGUCCUGGCUGUCCCGCAGUGCAUCCAGUCUUGGCUGGACCAAGCCAAUGGGCCGCUCCACCUCAGGCUGUCCUGCCCGCUGUGCGCCGGGGCUGGCGCCACGCCCGUCCUGCCCUUGGUCGGCGACAACCAAUCCCAUCGGCCCUUCUUGACGGUGGCGUUGCGUGGCGGUGGAGAGGAGGCCGCUCGGCGGCGACGGACGGCUCGCAGCUUGGAGUGCGAUGGCAAAACGCGCACGUGCUGCAAGCAACGCUUUUACGUGAGUUUUCAAGACAUCGGCUGGAGCGACUGGAUCAUCGCGCCGUCCGGUUACCAUGCCAACUACUGCGAGGGAGACUGUCCCGCCGACCAUAUGGCAAGCGUCGGCGGCUCUGCGCUCUCCUUCCACACCGCCGUCAUCAACCAGUACCGCAUGAGGGGCUCCGAACUCUUCCCCAACGUCAAGUCGUGCUGCGUGCCCACGCGGCUGCGCGCCAUGUCCAUGCUGUACUUUGACGACGAGCAGAUGAUCAUCAAGAAGGACAUUCGCGACAUGAUCGUGGAGCAGUGCGGCUGCUCAUGA